This is a messenger RNA of Ostrea edulis (European flat oyster), 984 nucleotides long. RefSeq lists its product as uncharacterized. Gene Ontology annotation, cellular component: extracellular region. NCBI's taxonomy places the organism in Eukaryota, Metazoa, Mollusca, Bivalvia, Ostreida, Ostreidae. Bases 27 to 851 code for a protein of 274 amino acids. The transcript is spliced from 3 exons. The record is from RefSeq and is a predicted model, not a curated record. Gene Ontology annotation, molecular function: chitin binding.
GCAUUUCGGGUUGACAAGCAAGCAAGAUGUUCCCCGCCCUAACACUGGUUGUCGUCUGCCUUGGUCUCGUGUCGGCUGGUCCGGCAUCUCGAGUAAAGAGACAGCUGAACUGCCCUGAUUCAUUCGCCAACGUUCCCAAUCCGUGUAUUAGCAACACUGCAGGCAGAAUUUACUACCCCCACCCAAGCGACGCCACCAAAUUCAUCCAGUGCGAUCUUCUGGGGCGUAUGUACAUCAUCCAAUGUCCGCAAGGUCUGACCUACAAACCAAGCACAUCAUCAUGUACAUCAGUCGGAGGCGGGGUUCCUCCAACAUUACCGCCAUCCACCACGCAUGCGCCUGUUGUAGUUCCGGUUGUCACAUCUAAACCAACUUCCAAUAACCCAUGUUCGUCCACUAAUUUACAGCAAGGCAACAUUUACUUCGCAUACGCUUUCGACAAAUAUCGAUUCAUUGAGUGCGAUCUUUUAGGAAACGCUAACAUCCUGAGCUGUCCGUCUGGCCUUGUCUGGGAACAGAAUCGUCUGUCCUGUGUUUACGACAUAGGGCCCGAUAACGUAGUCCCCAAUCCUGCCGGAGGUGGCACUGGAACCGGAACUGGUACCGGCACAGGAACUGGAGGCACUGUCAAUCUUGCUACUGUUUGCGCCCCGACGGGAUCCUCGAUUACAACCACAGAUGACUUGUUUCAUCCUUACCCCGGGGACAAAACCAAAUUCAUCCAAUGUGACCUCUGGGGUGAAGCCAAUGUCGUGGACUGUCCAACGAAUUUAGUUUGGAAUAAUUUCAGCAAAACGUGUGCAGCCCCUUACAUUGUGAAUGGUAUUCCCUCUCAAACCCUUACCGGGUAACUUUAAUUUAUUGUACAACCUAGCUAGGCUUUAAAAUUUAUCAAAUGUGUACUUCCCACAUAACGGAACUGUGUAACUCAGGAAACGUCUUGUUUGCUUAUAAGUUUGUUUUGCAAUAAAUGACUACUCUCCA